This is a messenger RNA of Pungitius pungitius (ninespine stickleback), 5460 nucleotides long. RefSeq names its product lysophosphatidylcholine acyltransferase 1. The transcript has 14 exons. Gene Ontology annotation, molecular function: calcium ion binding; lysophosphatidic acid acyltransferase activity; 1-acylglycerophosphocholine O-acyltransferase activity. Gene Ontology annotation, cellular component: endoplasmic reticulum. NCBI's taxonomy places the organism in Eukaryota, Metazoa, Chordata, Actinopteri, Perciformes, Gasterosteidae. The coding region runs from base 319 to 1953 and encodes 544 amino acids. The record is from RefSeq and is a predicted model, not a curated record.
CAUGCGCUCUGUCAAAAGAGCAGAAUUGUGGCCGCGUUAGCAUCUACAGCUAGCGCGCUGAUUGGGGAACGCGGUGUGGAGGAAGGCGCUCCGCGCACUGUAGGCAGAAAUAUAUCGGCGACUUCAGAUAUCCCCGGCUAAUCCUUGAGCUAACCAUUAUCCCUCCAUGCUUUCCGGGAGAAGCAGAUAACCCUGCACUGCCACCUCAAUUAGCCACCGUGCCAGACGGAUAGGGGAAACUGCGUGUUUUAGCGCGAGGGGACCCUUUCGGGUGGAAUCUUGUUUCUUUAGCCGCGACCAACGUGACCUCGUGUAAUAAUGAGGUUACCGAGUAACAGACAGUGUGCCAUGGAGGGAGACGGAAAGAAGAUGGACCAAGCGCCCCCGUUCAGAAACCCUUUCGUGCACGUCUUGAAAUUCACCCCCUUGGAAAAGGCAAAGAUUGCAUUAAUGACAGUCACACUGUUCCCCAUCCGGCUACUCAUAGCUGCAUUCAUGAUGCUGCUGGCUUGGCCGUUUGCCUUCCUGGCUACGGUGGGGCGCUCAGAGACCAGCGUGGAACCCCAGUGCCUCUGGAGGAGACUAGUGGACAUAACUCUGAAGAUCAUCAUGCGGGUCAUGUGGUUUGCGGGUGGUUUCCAUUGGAUGACUGUGAAAGGGCGAAGGGCAAUGCCAGCGGAAGCACCCAUCCUCACCCUGGCCCCCCACUCGUCCUACUUUGAUGCCAUCCCAGUCACAAUGACAAUGGCUUCUAUUGUCAUGAAGGCUGAGAGCAAGGAUAUACCUCUCUGGGGCACUUUGAUUAAGUUCAUCAGGCCAGUGUUUGUUUCGCGGUCAGACCAGGACUCCAGGAAGAAGACUGUGGAGGAGAUCAAACGCAGAGCCCAUUCAGGAGGGGAGUGGCCUCAGAUAAUGAUUUUUCCAGAGGGAACGUGCACUAACAGAUCCUGCCUAAUCACAUUUAAGCCAGGGGCCUUCAUCCCAGCUGUCCCAGUACAGCCUGUAGUGAUUCGUUACCCUAAUAAACUGGACUCGAUCACGUGGACUUGGCAAGGACCUGGAGCGUUUGAGAUUUUGUGGCUGACACUCUGCCAGUUGCACAAUGAGUUUGUUGUUGAGUUCCUUCCCAUUUACACACCAUCAGAGGAGGAGAAAAAUAACCCAGCUCUCUUUGCAAUCAACGUGAGACGUGUCAUGGCUAAAGCCCUUGGGGUACCAAUCACAGAUUAUUCAUUUGAAGACUGCCAGCUGGCCAUGGCAGAUGGCCAACUGAGACUGCCUGUCGACACCUGUCUGCUGGAGUUUGCCAAGCUCGUCAGGAGACUGGGGCUUAAACCCCGCAACACUGAGAAGGUUUUGCAAGAUUAUGGGAACAAAGCCAGGAAGCUGGAAGGUCAGAAGCUGGACCUGGACGACUUUGCUCAGUUCCUGGAUGUUCCCGUUUCGGAGAUGUUGCGGGACAUGUUUGCUCUUUUUGAUGAGCAUGAAGAUAACUGCAUGGACAUCAGAGAAUACGUGAUAGCCUUAUCUGUCGUAUGCAGACCUGCCAAAACUCUGGAUACGAUGAAAUUGGCCUUCAAGAUGUUUGAGGCAGAGGAGGACGGGGCCAUCACACAGAAGGAGUUGGCAGUUAUCUUGAAGACCGCUUUAGGAGUGACUCACCUCAGCGUGUCACAACUCUUUACCGCCAUCGAUCCUGAAGACACAGGGAAGAUCACUUUUGAUAAGUUGAGAUUCUUUGUGGAGCAACAGCCAGACUUUGCUGAGAUCUACCUGUACGCAGAAAACGCUGGCCUCCAAGGCAGCUCCAGCCACUGUCACCAAACGAAGCCCAGCCUGUCUUCCCAGAACCUGCGAGGGACUGCCGCCACCAAAACGACCAACGGCAUCUGCCCCGACUUCAGCCCCAAAGACCAUGACGGCACAAAUGAUGGACUCAAGAAACUCAACUAAAAUGGUUUGGGAAUGAAUUGGGAGAAACCCCUCUCCUGGCGAGAGGGGGCUAUUUUUGGGGACAGAGGGAAAUGAUGUACUUGUAAGCUAGUAACUUGUUUGAACAGUAAGGGACUACAGUUCAGUAAUCAAAACCACAAGUAGUAAAAACGUUUACCUUUUUUUUUUUUUUAUUUGUAUCGUGUCCAUGUAUUUCUUUUAAAAUUAUUUUCUCAGCAAGGAUAUCUUUUUUAUUUGUAACUUAUAUCUGUAUUCUCUCUUGAAUGGUAGCUGCCUUUUUUAAAGUGCAGAAUGCAUGGGCUCAUGUUAUUGUGAGUGGUAUUGAGGAUUAUUUGACUAAAGAAGGGCAGCCUGAGGGCACCAGUGACAUUGUAUGACUACUUGGAAGCUACGGUAGACGCAUUCGAGGUGAACUCGGGUCUCAGAGUUGACACUCUAACUGCUAUCAGCCUGUUAAAUAUACAGUGAUAUAUUGGAUUUAGCUCAGGGUUCAGUGACAAAUGAAAAACUUGUAUGAUGUCAUCAUUUUUGACACUAGCCGGGUUAUAUGCAUGUAUUUUCUUCUUACAGUAAAUCAGUACUUUUCUGCCUAGUAAUUGGUCAUUCACGUUUAACUCUUACAUUUUCUUCAGGUUGGCAAAUUUCAGUGUCUUUUUUUUAUUGUCGCUGUUUCACAAUGUGGACCAAAAAUGCAUUUGAUGAUCUAACGUCAUCUGUCUCAUUCGUACUGUCCUGUGGUGGGGUGGUGGUUACACAAUGAAGGCCCAUUGAAAUCCUAUUCGCUUAGUCGGUAUUGUAAAGGCAAGGUCAUAUUACUUGUGUUUCUUUCUUACACUGAUCCAUUGAAUCAAUUCCUAUCAUCCGUCCAGAACUACCAUCCAGGUAGGAAAAACGGCCUUUUACUCCAUGUUUUUAUUCUGAUUUUCUUUUUUUUUUAAUCAAGCCUCAAUACCUGAGCAUGUUAUAGCUUUCAAGAGGCCAGUCUGGAAAUGGAAAUUAUCCCUCUGUGGUAACAUUUAUGCCUUUUUUUUCCCCUUUCUAAUUGUUAUCUAAUUGGCAUAUACACAUUCCUAAUUGCAUGCGAUAAAAUACUUAUUUUACAGACAUACAGUCUGUUCCCACACAACGUGUUUAUAAUCACAGGGCCUUUGCUUUAUUCAUAUUUAAGAACACACAUUUGAUCUCAUCAUGCAUUGAUUAGUCUUAAUUUAUUGGUAUUUCACUGGAGUUAUAUAUACUCAUUCAUCUGCUGACAUUUUAUCAAUUGUCCAGUACUGUUAUUAUUUUUGUCAUGUACAUUUAAGAAAUUAUCUGUACAGUCAACCUCUGGCUGAAUUAGCAGAGAAAAUUCCAUCCUAUAAUGCUCAUUUCAAUCACUUGCCAAAAUGUCUUAGUCAUCUUUGUCUCAAACACAGGCUACAACUUCUGGUAAAAUAUAGAGUGCUUCACACGGUCAUUUUACAGGACAACUAUUUCUUAAAGGGAACCCUCUCCAGAGCAGAUUCAAUAACGCAUCAGAAUGUUUGUAGUUAGUAAUAGUUGGAGUUUGUGCGUUUGUGGAGGACUGUUUUUGCAUUUUUGUGCUUUUCUGUAGUUUCAUUAUGUUUAGUGAGCCUCCAGUUCCCAUCACAUUCAUGACCAUGUAUACUGUACAAACAUCUCCAUUAUGGCUUAUGGUGGAGUGAUAUUUCAUAUCUCUUAAGCUCAACAUUUAUGCUUUUGAAGAGUUCUGAUAUGUAUUUUGAAUAUUCCAAAUGCAGGACAUUCUGUGAAUUCUUGAUAUACAUAUGCGGUCGAUUUUUAUUUUCACUGCCAUGACAAAAAGAUCCGUGAUCUUCUCUCUGCAGAUUCUAUUGAUGGUGAAAAAUAAUCCUCAUUUUCUUUUGUAUAAUAAUGCAAUUGUUUUGUGCUGUAUUCCUCCAAAUAUUGAGUUUUAUUGUUCUAUCAUUUUAUAGUUGAGUGCUUAGAGACAAAAAUACAGAUUUCUUAUGGAAACCGAUAGCCUUGAAUCUAUAGAAGUUUUAUGCUAAAAGAAAAAGAAUGUAAAGACAAUCGUGUCACUAUCAGAAGCUCCUGAAAGCGCUGAGCUCCAGUGGACAUUUUCCUUAAGAAAUCCUGGCAUUGAAAUGAGUUCCGUGUGAGUGCGUCGGGCCUUGAGGUGAAACACCACAUGACGGGCCGCACACACGUGACGGGCCGCACACACGUGACGGGCCGCACACACGUGACGGGCCGCACACACGUGACGGGCCGCACACACGUGACGGGCCGCACACACGUGACGGGCCGCACACACGUGACGGGCCGCACACACGUGACGGGCCGCACACACGUGCACUCGCGUAUGUUGCAUCACAAUCUUGUAGUUUUUAUUUUAUUUUUUAAUUGUAUGUUUUGAUGCUUGCACUUUAGAUUCUUUACUCUUUUUGAACAUUGCUGUUGAGCAUGUUAAGUUUGUAGGUAUAUUAUUGUAGCUCAAUUUUGUCAAUUUGUAUUGCAUUUGUACAUCUGCUGCAAUAAUGAGAGCACAGAGGAACUUGGGGAUCACCCAUUGAGCGGCGCUGUUACUGACCCACGUUGGUUUUUGUACUUUAAGAAAGAGUUUAGUUUGUUUUACAUUUAAACACUUUCAAGCCCCCCCUUUUCUGUCUUGUCUCAGGAUUGUGGAAGUUUUGUAGCUUAAAACGACUUUGUAAAUUUAUCUCACUUGGCAACAGCGUACUGAUGUGAAUGCUUUAAACUGCACGGUGAAAUGGAUAAGUGUUAAAUGUAGUCCUAGGUCAUGUGCAUUUAUGGCGGGUGGUUAAUUAUACAGUUUACUCUACGAGGAGAACCAGGCUGUUUUUGUACAUAGAGGCAGAAAUCUGAUUGUAUAGAGUUGAUCUGAGCCAGAAUUAAAUGUAUUGAGCCACAGUUACCCCUCAUGCAGUUUUGGUCAUUUUAAACCAACGUUCCCAUGUGUAGUUCUAAAGGAGGAUAUUAUGUCAUCAGCAAGUCCAAUAUGUACAUGUGUGUGUGUAUAUAUAACUAUAUAUAUUCAAUAUUAACUUGCAUCGGGGCGCUAUGGAAAUACAGUCUGUUUUGAUUUAAAAAAAAUAGUUUUACUUAUUUCCAACACCUCCGUAGAGGGGAGUGUAUUUUUUUGUUUUACUUGCUAUCAGUGGGAUGAAAUGUAAACCUGCAGGAGAGGAACUUGUACUUAUGCUACUGCUGCCUGCUCCGAUGGUCCAGCAGCGAGCCGAAGACGAAAGACUUGCUCUGACGAGGCGAUGGUGUCUUUCUGAUGGCUCACCGUCUGCAUCAAGAACCUAAACUUUGUUUUCUCUGUCGCUUUAUUUCCUGUAUUUUUCUAAACUAAACAGGUUUUAUUUUGUUAACUCAUUUUGAUGAUGAAGAGUCAUUACUGCAAGCUACUUUGAAUCUGUCUAUUCAGGACUGCUAUGAUAUAACUUGUUAAUGUGACUCUUGGAUUGAAUUAAAAUAACAAAAAAAACGUAUGUGAACAGA